UUUAAGGAAGCGUCUAAUCUCGCAUAGAUCCCCCUUUUUAUGCCGCAAAUAUUAAUAUGGAAAAAUCAGCCAAUUUUAUAUUCCUAACCGCCGAUCUGAACGGAUUCUCGCGCCGUCCAUGCUUAUCUGAUUGCAAUUUCCCUAGUUUAUAUAUAUAGUUAUUAAUUUAUUCCUGUUUUUAUCCAAAUUGCUGUCAAGUUCAGUUCAGAGCUGCUAUUGCGUUUGAUUUUAUACAAGUUUUGUAAUUUUAUGGCUGCCAGUGCUAAUCCUUCACCUCCUGCGAAUAGCAACGGCGCUAAUUCCGCCACAUCGGACAAGGCCAACGGCGGCGGGGCGUCGGCCAAGGAGAAUUCCGCGCUAGAGCCCAACCAGAGAGGGCUCCGCCACAAUCCUGGUUUAUCCCUUGAUUGGACCACUGAGGAACAGUCUAAGCUCGAAGAUUUGCUGGCAAAAUAUGCCUCAGAAACAACUGUUGCCCGGUAUGCACUAAUUGCUCAAGCACUACGGGAUAAGACAGUUCGGGAUGUUGCAUUACGUUGCAGAUGGAUGAGUAAAAAGGAGAAUGGCAAGAGAAGGAAAGAUGAUAAUGGUUCAUCAAGGAAAAAUAAAGACAAAAAGGAUAAAGUUUCAGAUACAUUGCCAAAAUCAUCUCAAGUAGCAAACCUCACCAAUGGCCCUGCCUAUGCUCAGUCAGUGAUGUCAGUGGACAGUGAUGACGGAAUCCCAUUUAGUGCUAUCGGUGGUGCUGCUGGACAACUUCUUGAGAGUAACGCUCAGGCCCUGGAUCAAAUUUCUACCAACUUUUCUGCUUGCAAGAUUCAUGAGAACAUCAAUCUCUUUUGUCAAGCUCGAGCUAAUAUCGUUUCAAUCUUAAAUGAGCUUUGUGCAUUUUGUGUUGUGCGUGUGGUGUUGUUGGCGAGUGAUGUACUUGCCCCAUUUUGAAGAAAAAGAAAAUGGGGUAUAAGGGAAGAAGAGUAAUGUGGCAUCUUACUUGCUCAUUUUCUCAUUCAUUCUAUCCCUUUGUUUGGAAAUGUUAAUGGCUGUUUUAUGUCGUCAUACAAAUAUUUACUGAUCUUUACAUGUAUCCUGUCUUGAUAUACUAUAAAUGAUCUCAUCAGUUAAAUGAUCCUAUUUCACAACUUUAAUGUAGAAUUGACUUCAUAGAAAUUAAUGUAGCAUAUUUUUGGAAGGAAAAAAACUUGUGCUCUCCUUAUUUUGAGUCUUGUGUAUGGACCCACUUUUCCGUUAUGCUAUGCUAUCUUUUUUCCCAUAUCUAACUGUUGAGUUCUAAAUUAAUGUCCAUCUUAUAAUCUCAUUCGAUUCAUUUUUGGUGAAACCUCAUUGUCAAGUUUCUGCAUUCCAUAGAUUAAGAAUGUAUCUAUAGACAAUAUCCCAUGUGCUGCGGUUGAAUUAUAGAAGUUGCUAAGAGUUAUGUCUCUGGUUACUGAUAGUCCUCCUCCUGCGUAAUUCAGACAUUCUAAUGAAUC
Molecule: messenger RNA, 1487 nt
Organism: Salvia hispanica
Lineage: Eukaryota; Viridiplantae; Streptophyta; Magnoliopsida; Lamiales; Lamiaceae
Product: histone H2A deubiquitinase (DUF3755)
Source: RefSeq, a predicted model, not a curated record